This is a messenger RNA of Tribolium madens (black flour beetle), 898 nucleotides long. Its product is annotated as proteasome subunit alpha type-7-1-like. Gene Ontology annotation, biological process: ubiquitin-dependent protein catabolic process. The transcript is spliced from 2 exons. The coding region runs from base 92 to 841 and encodes 249 amino acids. Gene Ontology annotation, cellular component: proteasome core complex, alpha-subunit complex; nucleus; proteasome core complex. NCBI's taxonomy places the organism in Eukaryota, Metazoa, Arthropoda, Insecta, Coleoptera, Tenebrionidae. The record is from RefSeq and is a predicted model, not a curated record.
CCACGUGAUUUACUGUCAAACGUCAAACUCGCGGUUACAAAGCAAAAUAUUUAUUUGAGGUUAUUUGACGAUUUAAACUCAGUUAAAAGCGAUGUCUGCGAGAUACGACCGUGCUAUUACCGUCUUUUCCCCCGACGGCCACCUCCUGCAAGUGGAAUACGCUCAAGAGGCAGUCCGCAAAGGCUCCACUGCUGUCGGCGUCCGCGGGGCUAAAGCCGUAGUUCUCGGCGUGGAGAAGAAAUCCGUCGCGAAACUCCAAGAAGAGCGCACCGUUCGCAAAAUUUGCCUUUUGGACGAUCAUGUCGUUAUGGCUUUUGCCGGCUUGACCGCCGAUGCUCGCAUUCUUAUAAACCGGGCCCAGAUCGAGUGCCAAUCGCACAAAUUGACAGUUGAAGACCCCGUCACGCUGGAAUACAUCACUAGGUAUAUCGCGGGGCUGAAGCAAAAAUACACGCAGAGUAACGGGAGAAGGCCGUUUGGUAUCUCGUGUCUGAUCGGGGGGUUCGAUUACGAUGGAAAGCCCCAUUUGUAUCAGACUGAACCGUCAGGGAUUUACUACGAGUGGAAGGCGAACGCCACGGGGCGGAGCGCCAAAACGGUUAGGGAAUUUUUGGAGAAGUAUUACACCCCAGAAGAGGUCGCCGAAGAGAGAGGGACGGUUAAGUUGGCCAUUAGGGCGCUGUUGGAGGUGGUACAGUCGGGACAGAAGAAUUUGGAAAUUGCGGUUAUGAGACAUGGGGAGCCGUUGGUGAUGUUGGAUAGUGACACAAUUGAAAAGUAUGUAACUGAAAUUGAAAAGGAGAAAGAGGAAGAGGCCGAGAAGAAAAAGCAGAAAAAAUAGACUUUUUUAAUUACUUAUUGUGGUUCAUAACUUUUUCAAUAAAUUUUUUUCGCUAAA